UGUGUCCGAGUUUCAAUGUAUGCCUGCACACGCGCACACGACGAAGUGCAAGAGAGAAUUCGAGAGUCUUUCAGCGUGCAAAUAUCUACGUGACUUGUCUAGCGAGUAAAACAGCCAGCUACAGUCCAUGAAAUUCUGCUCGAGGCAGCCAUCAAUUGGAAUGCGAGACCUCCAGAUGGCUCGUGCAACUCCUAGUGAAAUACGCUGGAAAGUCAUCAUUCUUUGGAAGUUGUUCAACUACACCGUUCCUCAGACCUGUAAAACGUUGGGCCUGACAAGAGCGUCUGUCUACAAUUUUCGCAAACUGUACAACGACACCGGCCGGGUGGACGUCAAUGCAGUUCGACGGGGCCGCAUGCCUAAACUGAACGAAGCAGAGGCAACCGCUCUUGUCGAGCACAUGAAAGAAGAUCCCAGCCAACACUCGACCGACUUCCAGGACUGGUUCUUCCGCAAAUUUGGAAAGAAACUGUCCAAAUCCACAAUCGGACGCUAUUUGCACACAAACGGCUACCGCAAGGGAAAGCAGCGCAAACGGUGGGUGCAAGUGGACGUGAGCAAGAACGAAAGCAAGACCGACUUCCUCAAAGAUGUUGCCAAACCAGACUUUAAAGGUUGUUUUGAGAACGUCGUAAACAUAAACAAUGUUAUUACAGACAUGGCACCUGCUGCUUCUGAUGCCAGUGAUGAGUCAGGUAGCAGCAGUAGCAGUCAAGGUACCACUCCCUUGCAAGACCAAUCGUAUCAUCCACACACUUUUAACUUCGAGAAUGCCCAAUCACCAAUGAAUGAUGAGAGCAUGUCACUGGACACGACAAUGGCUACGACUGCCCUGCAACAUUUGUUACAACACAAUCCUCUCUCAUCACUUUCAACAACGUCUGCUCUCACUGUCAAACUGGAACUAAAAGACGGAAAAGCAGAUUUUGCUAAAUAUUUUGAUGACUUCGUGGCUGCCACUUGUAGUAGCUCUGGUCUCACCAGCACCUUUUCUGGCAUAGGACACCAGACUGAGCAUCCAGUGCGGCCAUAA
Messenger RNA from Corticium candelabrum, 1033 nucleotides. RefSeq lists its product as uncharacterized. The coding region runs from base 128 to 1033 and encodes 301 amino acids. The transcript is spliced from 2 exons. The record is from RefSeq and is a predicted model, not a curated record. Lineage: Eukaryota; Metazoa; Porifera; Homoscleromorpha; Homosclerophorida; Plakinidae.